Messenger RNA from Triticum aestivum (bread wheat), 1929 nucleotides. RefSeq lists its product as uncharacterized. The transcript has 4 exons. The record is from RefSeq and is a predicted model, not a curated record. The coding region runs from base 679 to 1629 and encodes 316 amino acids. Lineage: Eukaryota; Viridiplantae; Streptophyta; Magnoliopsida; Poales; Poaceae.
UGGCACACACAUAGGGGUAACCGUCCCGGCUACUAUGAAAGGAAGAUACCGAUCAAGGUUGGGUGAUAUAGAUACAAAUGUGUUAGGUGUGUGUGCACCUGACAUGCAGUUCAUUUACAUACUACCUGGUUGGGAGGGUUCUGCACAUGAUGGUCGUGUUCUUAGAGAUGCCAUCUCAAGGCCAAAUGGGCUCCAUGUCCCUGAAGAUCAAUAUUAUCUUGUUAAUGCUGGUUACACAAAUGCGAGAGGAUUUUUAGCUCCAUACCGUGGUCAAAGAUAUCACUUGGGUGGUUGGACACCACAGAAUCCACCUCGUAGUGCUGAGGAGUAUUACAACAUGCGGCACGCUAGAGCCCGAAAUAUUGUAGAAAGGUCUUUCGGAAGACUCAAGGGUCAGUGGGCGAUUUUGAGGUCCCCGUCCUUUUUUCCUAUGAAGACCCAAUGUCGAAUCAUCAUGGCAUGUGCACUCUUGCACAAUUUGAUCUUGCAAAAUAUGCCACUUGACCCACUUGAUAAUGACGAGCAAUAAUGCAAGAAACAUUGGAAGGCAUGGAGGGAGAAUUAGGCCAACCAGAAUUCAUUACUUCUAUCUCAACUUCGAACGAGUGGACAAAUUUCCGGAAUGUUCUUGCACAGGACAUGUAUAAUAGACAUAGGGCUGCUAGGAGUCAUUGAGAUAUGGAUGUGGACACCUCAAGUACGUCUCGUGGAAGAGGCAAGAAUAAAAGGAAGUGGACUUCAGAUGAGGAUGAUGAACUUAUUAAAGCCUUGUAUGAGCUGUCCUUGGACCCAAGGUGGAAGGCAGAUGGUAGCUUCAAAAAUGGAUACCUGGUGAUAUUGGAGAAGCACCUUUCUGAAAAGUGCCCUAGUUGUGGUAUCUCUGCAAUUCCGCACAUUGAGUCAAGAGUGAGGCACUUUAGGACAAAAUUUGGUGCUCUUGAAGUAAUGUUAUCCAAAAGUGGUUUCACAUGGGAUGGAAACCGGAAGAUGAUUCAAUGUGAGAAGGCACUGUAUGAAGCACAUUGUAAGAUUCAUAGUGAGGCAAAGGGAUUGUAUGGUGUCCCAUUUCCAUACUUUGAGCAGUUGGCUGCUAUUUAUGGCAAGGACAUAGCAACUGGAGAAAAUGCUGAAGGCUUUGGUGAGGCAGUGGGUAACUUGGAAAAUGAAAUUGCUAUGGAAGAAGAGGAACACGAGGAAGAGGACUUGAUCUCAACAGGGACAUCUAGACGGUCUGUCGAUACUCGCUCUAUGGAUGGAACUAGUUCCAAGAGGCAGAUGAAGGAACCAAGGCCAAAGAGGGUGACGGGACCAAGUGAUCCGUUUGCAGCGAUGCUUCAAGAUGUCAAUAGACAGCUGAACAAUGUGACACAAUAUGUGGGUACAAUGGUAGCAUCAUUGUCAGCAUCAAUGGCACGAGAAGCAGCACAAGAGGAUCCUCAGCAGAAAUCAAAAGAGAAGGCUAUUAGUGAAUUGGCUAGGCUUAGCUUUACCGGGAGCGAGAUCGUUGAGGCUGUAACCGUAUUUGCUAAAGCUCUAGAUCAGAUGAACAUGAUGCUUACACUUCCAGAAAAUCUGAGGAGGGAGUAUGUCCUAAAAAUGCUCUCCGAUGAGAAAAAGAAGCACGGUUGAUUAGAAAAGAUCGGUGGUGUGGCUGAUCAAAGGAAUGGUCGAUGGAAAAGCUAUUUUGCAAGAUUCUGAAAUUGGCCUUUGGACUUGCCUUACAAAAUAAUUUUGGGGACUAAUUAUGUAAUUUAUGUUGAAUUGUUGUUGAAGUCUGAGUUUGUAUUAAUGAGUUAAUAUGCAUUUUAGAAGUGGUGUCAAAAUCUGGUUAAAGGAUGUCUUGGGUGAAUGCAAAAAUAUUUUUAAAUUAUGUACUUAUUUGAUGAGUUUGAAUCUGUGCUAGUGAAGCACCUGUGAAAACCUUGUCAA